Messenger RNA from Botrytis fragariae, 2931 nucleotides. Its product is annotated as putative glycoside hydrolase family 3 protein. Gene Ontology annotation, molecular function: acyltransferase activity, transferring groups other than amino-acyl groups; hydrolase activity, hydrolyzing O-glycosyl compounds. Gene Ontology annotation, biological process: carbohydrate metabolic process; peptidoglycan turnover. Bases 43 to 2931 code for a protein of 962 amino acids. The transcript is spliced from 7 exons. NCBI's taxonomy places the organism in Eukaryota, Fungi, Ascomycota, Leotiomycetes, Helotiales, Sclerotiniaceae. The record is from RefSeq and is a predicted model, not a curated record.
UGGAAAUAGCGACAUUUGUACCGCAGCAAGAAAAUAUCAAAGAUGGAUGCCACAGAAGAGGAACUGGAUCCUUUGUGGAAGGACCUCGAUUGGGCCAUGGGACAAUGCUUCAUGAUGGGAUUUGAAGGGACCGAGGUUACUCCUCAAAUCAGGACUCUUAUUGAAGAUCAUCAUCUAGGUGCUAUUUUGUUGUCGACCAAGAACAUGAAGUCUGCCCGAGAGACAGCAAAUUUAGUACAGGAACUCCAAACGAUCGCGCAUCAAGCUGGUCAUCUAGUCCCUUUAAUCAUUGCUCUUGAUCAAGAGAAUGGCGGCGUCAAUAGUCUUUUUGAUGAAGACUACAUCUGUCAAUUUCCCAGUGCAAUGGGAAUGGCAGCAACUGGAUCUCUAGAGCUUGCAUACGAAGUUGCCAAUGCAACAGCCAAAGAAUUGUCAGCAGUUGGAGUUAACAUGAUAAUGGGUCCUUGUCUUGAUGUCUUGACAAAUGCUCGUUAUCAACCAUUGGGUGUUAGAGCUACUGGAGAUGACCCUCAAGAAGUUUCCCAAUAUGGUAUUGCUGCCAUGAAUGGGUAUAAAGAUGCCGGGCUCGCUUCCUGCGGGAAACAUUUUCCAUCUUAUGGAAAUCUAGACUUCCUAGGGUCAUCUCUUGAUAUGCCCAUUAUCACAGAGACUCUUGAACAGUUAAGUCUUGGUGCUCUGGUUCCAUUCCGAAACGCUAUUCGUGAAGGAAUGGAUUCUAUUAUGGUUGGUGGAUGUGCAAUAGCAAAUGCUGGAAUGAACGUCAUGCACGCUUGUCUUAGUGAUCAAGUUGUGGAUGAUCUCCUUCGGAACGAUCUUGGCUUCAAUGGUGUAGUUGUUUCUGAAUGUCUCGAGAUGGAAGCAUUAAGCCAUGAUAUUGGAGUUAGAGGUGGUACCGUCAUGGCAGUAGAAGCUGGAUGUGAUCUGGUACUUCUCUGUCGCUCUUACUCUGUUCAAAGAGAAGCCAUUGCAGGAUUAAAACUUGGACUGGAAAAUGACAUGAUCUCUAGAGAACGUAUAAAUCUCUCUCUAAAGCGAGUCUUGAGGGUCAAAUCACAGUGCACAUCUUGGGCUAAAGCUUUGAACCCUCCAGGUAUUAGCCAUCUAACAUCUUUACAUCCUGGCCAUCUCGCUUUGUCUACAAAAGCAUACGAUAACUCAAUAACUAUCAUGCGAGACAAAGGCCAUUUACUCCCGCUAUCAAAUAGUUACUCCGAAGAUGACGAUGAUCUCCUCCUUUUAACACCAUUAGUGAAGCCAUUACCAGCAUCCACCGCCACUCUUGGUCACGAGAAUGCAAAAUCUACCAACAAUGAAUCUGAAAAAUCACACAAAUCAUCAUCAAUCAUGAGUGGUGAAGGUGUGUUUCGAGAAUUGGGGAGAGCUUUAGCACGUCAAAGACAUGGACGACUUCUUCACACUUCUUAUACCGCAAAUGGAGUUCGACCAGUCCAUGAAAAUUUGAUUAAUAGAGCAGGAACCAUUAUCAUUAUAACGGCCGAUGCAACUCGAAAUCUAUAUCAAAAUGGAUUUACCAAACAUGUCGCUAUGAUGUGUUCGAUGCUUAGUUCUGCAGGGAAGAAGAAGUCAUUGAUUGUGGUUUCAGUUAGUUCUCCGUAUGAUUUUGCUAUGGAUAAGAGUAUUGGGACAUAUGUUUGUACCUUUGAUUUUACGGAAACAGCUAUGAAAGCAUUGGUGAGGGCGUUGUUUGGUGAUUUUGUUCCUCAAGGAACAUUACCUGGUACGCUGAGAAAGAGUAGGAAAGUGCAGAAAUCGAGACAGCAUUGGUUAGUGGAGAGUUAUAAUAGAGAUAGAGAUGCAAGAGGUCUACAGGCACUUAUUACAUCUAUUGAGAAGACUACUCCACCGAAUCAACAAUCGGCGUUGGCGGGUGCAACAGCGGGCUCGUUUGAAAUGCCAUCCGCCGCAAAUCAUAAUUCCCUUGAAGAGUCUCAUUACGUUGUGCGCAACAGCAGUACUCAAGCUCUAUUUGGAUUUUGCUCCACCAGUUAUUUACCCAGUACUCACACCGGUACAAUCUCCACCCUAUUUGUCGACCCUUCUAAACGUAAUCUCUCAAUCGGCCACUCCCUUCAUCAACGCGCUCUCCGUCAUCUCCUCCAAAAACCAAAUAUUACUCACCUUCAACUCGGCUCUACCCUCCCAGCCAUCUACCUUGGUAUUCCAAUGAGUGACCUCACCGAAGGUGCACGUCUCAAACGCUGGUUCGCUACAAAUGGCUGGGACAUCCUUUCUCCCCGAUUUCUAUACACGUUGAUAAUUCGUAACGUAUCAAUUUGGACACCUCCAGAAGGCCUCUUGGGAACAAUCCAACGCUUAUCCCUCCAAUUUGAUUUAAUCCAUGGUCCUUCAAACUCCGCAACCCAAGUUCUCGACUUCGUGCAGACUCAUUCGUCACCUGAAAUUCAUAGUCUUUAUAAUCUCGCCAUCAUGGAUCCAAAAUAUUGUGGUAUCGUGAGGGCUAAAUCACCAAUCGAUGGGAGUCUCGUGGGUACGAUUAUUAUCUCUCGGUCUGAUACUAUGCUUUCUCGUUGGAUGCCCGUUCUUUCUUCUUCUCCUUCUCAAUCUAAUUCUACUUCCCAUACAAACUCCAUGAAUUCCAACUCUAAAGGGAAGGAAAAGGAAGAAAAUAGAAAUGGAAAUAAUACAGUAGGAGGUAUUCUAGCUCCUAUCAUCCCAUCCAAUAAUGCGCAACGAGAAACAAUCUUGCAGGGAUUAGUCAUGUUGAGUAUCAGACAGAAUAAAAAUAAGGGAGAUGGGAAGGGAGUGGUAUUGAAUUGGGUUGUGGGCAGUGAUAGGGAUGUUUUGUUAGGGAUGGGAUUCGAUGUGUUAGAGGCGUGGGAAGAGGUGGUUUGUGGAGUUGAGAGGUGGAGUGAUGUAAAUUUGGGUUGA